AUGUCGGGGGCGGACUUAGAGCCGUCGGGCGAGGCAGCGGGCGAGGCGUGGAUACAAGUGGACGACGGAACGAGCCCGCGCGAGAAUCGCAAGAGCGGCCUCGUGCUGGCGUCGUGCGCGGGGGACGCGGCGAGUCGCAAGACGGCGAUAACCGUGGCGCUCAUCUGGUGCCUCCUCGCCUCCACGCUCCUCGCUUUCCUCAAGCGCCUCCCGCCCAACUCGCCGCGGUACGGCGGCGCCAGGGUGCUGCGCACGGCAACGGCGGACUUCGUGCUGAUGUGCGACGCGCACGUGGUCGGGCACGCCGCCAUCUCCGCCGUCGCGUUCACGUCGCUCGGCUUCUUCACCGAGUCCGUCCGCCAGCCGCUCUUCCCAGGCGUGGAGCCGCUGUGGUUCCUGGCGGCGCAGUACGUGCUGCUGCUCUUCGCGUGUCUGCUCACGCUCGUUGUCGUCGACGCCACGCCCGGCCUCACCACCAUCCCCUUCCCCUUCCCCCUCGCGCUCCCCGCCUCCCCGCCGCGCAACCACCUCUGCGCGCACGCCUGCCCCGGGCACCGCGCCUGCCUGCCUUCGCGCCUACCCGCCCUUCCGCGCUCUACCGACCUCCGCUCGUCUGGCGGCUCCGCGCUGUUCGCCGCCAGUGCCGCCGCUGCUGCCGGCGGGAAGUCGGGCGAGCAGGCGGGCGGCGCGACUCCGCGGAGAACCCCCUCCCGCACGCCCUACUUGCUGCAGCUGGCGCGCGAGGCAGGCGCGCCCGUCGCGCCAAUGACCCCCGAUGCGCUGCUGCCCGCAGAAGCCGCGCAGACGGGCAGAGGAGAGGAGGUGAUGGAAGUGACGGAAGAGGUCGGGAGGAAUGAGCGCGCGGGAGUAGAACAGGAGCAGCGGAGUGUGGGGGCUGGGGAACCAGGGGGUAGUCAAGAGCGCGGGGCGGAGGACACCGUUGCGCCUGGCGGACACAAGUCUGCGGAGGGAGCUGCGGACGUUGGUAAGUGGGAGAUGGCAGAAAAAGAGGGCUGUGCGGAAAAGCAAGAAGCGGAGCGGACCGAGCAGGAUGUGCGGGGCGGCAGCGAGGGGGGGGAGAUGGAACGGGCGGGGCGGACUGAGGCGGAAGCACGGAAAGAUGCGGGCACAGCGCCUGCUGCCGCCUCCGUCGCUGCUGCGCCGGCGCGGGCUGCCAAGGCGCCUGUCGCUGCUGGCAGCCGAGCGGGCAACAGCAGCGGUGGCGGCGGUGCAGCGAAGGCAGGAGGCGGAGGCGCGUGGGCGAAGGCGAGCGGGAGGCGGGAAUUGUGGGGCAGCGCGACUGCGAAGGCGGGCGCAGGGGGGGCAGCGGAGCCUGGGAAGCGGAACAGCAAGGCGGGGGGCGAGAGGGGCGCGAGGGGCGGAAGUACGGGCGGGCACACGUCGGGGGGGAGGCGGGAGAGGAGGGCUGCAGAUGAGGGGGAGGGCGAGGGGGGAGAUCCGCGUGCAGCGGUGGGGAAGGAGGGGUGCAUUGCAGAGAUCAAGGCGGAGCAGCACGGCGUGGAGGCGGAGGAAGGGCGCGCGCGAGAGGAGGCGGCAGAUGAGGGCUGCAGCCCGGCGGAGGGGGAGCGAGAGCCAGAGGCGAUUGCGGAGGGGUUAGUGGGGAAAGAGCCGGGGGAGGGGGCAGUAAGGGGGGAAGAGGUGACGGAGGAAGGGGAAGGGGGUGAGGGGGCGACGGAGGAGGCAGCAAGGGGGGAGGAGGCAGAGGAGGAGGGAGUGCGGGAGGAGAUGACGCGGCGGCUGGUGGUGGCGCGAUUCCACAGCCUCGUCAGCCACGUCAAGGCCGCCGCCGCUGCCCUCCUGCACGCCCACGCCGCGGAGGGACGCGCCACACCCCCUAGCGCGGGCAGUCCGCCAGAGAGCGGUGCGGGGGAGGGCGGAGGCGGGGAGCGGGGGAGGGCGGCGGCGGAGUAUGAGGAAGCGGUGCAGCAGGUGGGGCGCAUGGUGGGAGCCAUGGCGGGCAUGGGCCUGCACGACCACGUCGCCGCCUGGCUUGCAUGUGAUGCACACCUCCCCGCCCUCCUCUCCGCCUCCCGCCCCAUCCCCGCCUCGCCCUCGCCCUCGCACUCCCCUGCCCUCCCGUCCCCGCAUCCCUCCCCCGCCUGCUCCCCUUAUCUCGCCUCCCCCGCAUCCGCCAGCCCCUUCCCGCCGCCCCUGGCCGCCUUCAUCCCCCCAGUGCUGCUCCCCGCCCUGCGCCUCCUCCCCUCCCUCCCACCUUCCUCCCCCACGCGCCUCCUCUUCCUCCGCCUUUGGAUCCCCCCUCUCGCCUGCGUUCCCCCGACCCCUGCUGUGCGCGCAGCACUGGGGGAAGUGGUGGAGGCGAUGGGGGAGGGGGAGAGGACGGAGGUGGAAAGGAUGGUGGCGCAAGUGAUGAGGGCGUGGGGGGAGGGCAGUGAGCAGUGA
Messenger RNA from Closterium sp. Naga37s-1, 2421 nucleotides. Lineage: Eukaryota; Viridiplantae; Streptophyta; Zygnematophyceae; Desmidiales; Closteriaceae. The record is from the annotation of a GenBank genome assembly.